This is a messenger RNA of Clarias gariepinus (North African catfish), 1252 nucleotides long. It is a transcript of the gene cfap77, whose product is annotated as cilia and flagella associated protein 77. The transcript is spliced from 7 exons. Bases 86 to 817 code for a protein of 243 amino acids. The record is from RefSeq and is a predicted model, not a curated record. NCBI's taxonomy places the organism in Eukaryota, Metazoa, Chordata, Actinopteri, Siluriformes, Clariidae.
CGCGAACGACAUAGGACCCGGAGCUGUGCGCUUUUCUAAUCUGAUUAAUCGGUUUAAAUUCAUUUCUUAUCUAAGGGUCUUGGAGAUGGAAUCUGCACAUAUCGGAUUGAUCAGAGACUCAAUGACAAACAACCCUCUUUUAAUAAAGCCUAAACUUGGGAAGGCCAAAUCAAGAGGACUGUCCUUUCCAGGACCAGAUUUUGUUUAUGGCGCCGUGACAACCUUCCAAGAUGGUGGAGUGGCAGAGGCCCUCUCCCACUGGCACACUCCUUCGCUGUCCCUCUCCAGAUCUGCGCAAUACAGGAAGGCAGAGCAGGACUUUGUGGCGCUGAAUCGUGAAGGUGUAAAGUCCGGCCUGGUCACGGUCAAAGAGCUGCAGCACUACCGCGCCACUCAUGACAUCAGACGCCCAGUCGCUCGCAAAAGCUUCAAGUCUCCUGCGGUACGAAUACCCCAGGACAUCACAUUUGGCCGUCCUACCCACAGGCCUAACACUCCGAUCUCAGCGCUGUUGGAGUACAAGUAUGGCGAUAGGUGGGUGGAGGAGCAGCAGGCAAAAGACAGGGUGCUACUGGAACAACAGAAUAUGAAGGUUCGGCUUGCAAGGAUCCAGGACACCCGUACCACCCUCCUCCGCAAGAGCCGCCCACUGGAGAAGCCACCGUCCAUGUGGAAACUGCCCCGCUUCGAGCAGAUCGGACCGGCUCUGGACACCUUUCGAGAUCCUGAAGCACGAAAGAAGGCCAUGGCUUUACAGUUCAUGGACUCGGUAGCCAGACGAGGGCUGCUGGGACAGGGAACUUACACUGUGGACUGACAGGCUGAUUAUUAUCCGUAUAAUCCCCCGGUUUAUCCUUCAGAUAAACAGUUUUUUUUUUUUUUUUUGUCUAACAGUCUGGACAUGGAGGCAGUGUUAGUGAUAUCGGCUCAUAUCGUCAAUAAUGAUGAGUGUGAUGGGAAAUUUCGGUUCAGUGUCAAUGCCACAGCUGUUAGUGCAUCAUUUAUGCAAUAAAUCAUGGUUUUAUUUGUUGAUAUUUUUUUUUAUUUAGUUUUUUUCCUCAGUUAUUAAAAUGGUUCAUUUCUCAAACAUGUCACGCUGCUCAAUUUGAGGUUAGGGCCUUUUCCUAUACAUCACUCAAAUUCCUGGGAAUUUUGUAUGAAAUCAUUGCAUAGAUAAUGUUGGUGUAUUAUUUUUUUUUUUUUACUUCUUAGCCUACUGUUCUAUGUAAUAAUUGUAAUUAUGUUACACAGA